UCUAAUUCCCAAUGAAAACUAAGCAUGACUAGCUGUAGCGUUGUUAUAGUUGAUGCGAACACAAACAAAUCUCUGAGCUGAGAUGCUGCACAGAUAGAUAAUUUAAGACACAACCAAUCACUUUGGUUUCUUCAUUUCAGAACACAUUUUCUCCCUCCUCCCUUUAUAAAUUAUAAAGAUCGCACACACUAACAUAACACAACACACACACAACACUCAUUCUUCUUUCCUUCUCUCUCCCUCUCUCUCUCUCUACUCAUUACAGAACACAAUGUCGGCUUACAGAGACGAAGACCCCCGUCUUCAUGGCAUCAAAACUAAGAUUCGUGUCGUCCCACACUUUCCCAAAUCCGGAAUAAUGUUCCAAGACAUCACUACUCUCUUGCUCGAUCCCAAAGCCUUCAAGGACACCAUCGACUUGUUCGUGGAGCGUUACAAAGGCAAAAACAUUUCUGUUGUUGCAGGUAAAUACUUGCUCUAUUACCAUCAGCAACAUGAUUUUGGAGUUCCUUUUUUCUUCUUCAGCGGUGUUUAUCUUUUCUGGAGGGUGGUGGUGGUGGUGUCACUUACAAGUGUGGAUAGGUCCAAAGUGGGUGGGGUCCAUGUUUGCGAGAAAGUUGGGCGGAAUAUGCACUGGACAGUCUUGUAUAUUAUUUUUGGAAUUGAAGCUCGGGGAUUCAUAUUCGGUCCUCCCAUAGCAUUGGCAAUUGGAGCAAAGUUUGUACCAUUGAGGAAACCAAAGAAGUUACCUGGGAAAGUGAUAUCUCAAGAGUAUAUUCUGGAGUAUGGAAGGGACUGUCUUGAGAUGCAUGUUGGAGCAGUUGAAGCUGGUGAACGCGCUAUAGUGGUUGAUGAUUUGAUUGCAACUGGUGGAACACUCUGUGCUGCUAUGGACUUACUCGAACGUGUGGGAGCAGAGGUAGUGGAGUGUGCCUGUGUAAUAGAAUUGCCAGAACUGAAGGGGCGCGAACGGUUGAAUGGGAAGCCUUUGUAUGUGUUGGUGGAAUACUUGGAAGUAUGAGACAACACAAUUGCAAUGGCAAUGGCAAUGGCAAUGCCUAUGGCUAUGGCUUCCUUUUCCCAUACAAAUUAAUCAAUAUUUGUAUCACCCUCUCCUCUCAUCUCUUCUCUUCUUCAUGCCUUACCCUUAAAUAAAACUUCAUAACUUUGGCUACACCCAUUUAUUCUACAUUUUCUUUGGUUUUUUCUGCUGUGUCUCUGUGUUUGGUUGGGGAUUGGUCCGAAUCAAACUAAUCAAUAUUGGAUAAGGCGCACUUCUCACUAGUUAGUAACUUGUUUUAGUAUGUUAUAUUAUAACCAUAAUGAAAAGGAUGUAUGUAGUUCUACCAAUUAAGUUCCAAGGUGGUUCACGAGAUUAGCUGUCUA
This is a messenger RNA of Arachis stenosperma, 1386 nucleotides long. RefSeq names its product adenine phosphoribosyltransferase 3-like. The coding region runs from base 272 to 1021 and encodes 249 amino acids. Lineage: Eukaryota; Viridiplantae; Streptophyta; Magnoliopsida; Fabales; Fabaceae. Gene Ontology annotation, cellular component: cytosol; cytoplasm. The transcript is spliced from 6 exons. Gene Ontology annotation, molecular function: adenine phosphoribosyltransferase activity. Gene Ontology annotation, biological process: adenine salvage. The record is from RefSeq and is a predicted model, not a curated record.